Messenger RNA from Rotaria sp. Silwood1, 1248 nucleotides. Lineage: Eukaryota; Metazoa; Rotifera; Eurotatoria; Philodinida; Philodinidae. The record is from the annotation of a GenBank genome assembly.
AUGGGUUUACGAGAUUUUUUUCGAAAAUAUAAGAAAAGAAGUGAUACUUCCGCUUCUACAACUAUAAAUGAACAAUCAAACGCACAGCAGCAACUAAAAUUUUCCGGUAUAAAACCUAUUGAUCUUAAUGCUCCAGUACCAAACAAUAUUUCGGAAAAAUAUCGUCGAUUUCCAUUUCCAACACGUCGUAAUAGUAUAAUAGAUGAAUAUGAUUUAUCAGGAGAAUCAUUAGGUGUAGGUAUAAAUGGCAAAGUCUUGACAUGUUGGCAUCGUGAAACUAAGCGUAAAUGUGCUCUUAAAAUAAUAAAAGAUUCAGAUAAAGCUCGACGUGAAGUUAUUUUACAUAAAAAAGCUAGUACAGGAUGUGAUUAUAUUGUUCAAAUACUCGAUAUUUAUGAAAAUAUAUUUGAAUCAAAUCGAUGCUUAUAUAUUGUUAUGGAAUGUAUGGAAGGUGGAGAAUUGUUUCAGCGUAUUCGAGAUAAACAUGACAAACCAUACACAGAACGAGAAGCAGCUAGAAUUAUUUUGAUGGUUGCGAAAGCUGUUGCACAUUUACAUCAUAUGGAUAUGGCUCAUCGUGAUCUUAAACCAGAAAAUUUACUGUUUGCAGAUAGUUCUGAAAAUGCUUUACUUAAAUUAACUGAUUUUGGAUUUGCUAAAGAAGGAAAUAAUGAACAACUUCCAUUGAUGACACCAUGUUAUACUCCAUACUAUGUUGCUCCAGAAAUUUUGUCCAAUAACAAAUAUGAUAAAGCAUGUGAUAUUUGGUCAAUGGGUGUUAUAAUGUAUAUUCUUUUAUGUGGUUAUCCACCAUUUUUUUCCGCUCAUGGUGGUACUAUUAGUGCUGGAAUGAAAUCAAAAAUCAAAGCUGGUGAAUAUAAAUUUCCAAAAGCUGAAUGGAAAAAUAUUUCACAAGAAGCUAAAUCAGUUAUACAAAGUAUGUUAACAGUUGAUCCAGUUACACGUGUUAAUAUUGACUGGGUUCUUCAAUGUUCAUGGUUAGUUGGUACAGUACCUGAGACACCAAUUGAUAUUCGUUCAAUGUUGGAUUUUGAAAAUUAUGAACAAAUGCGAGUAUUUGCUGCUGCCAAUCAUGCUCAACGUCGAGCUGAUGCUGAUGAUGAAGAAAAUAUAAGUAUUCUUACACCAGAUAACUCACGUAUAGCAAAACGAGCUGCUAAGCGACAACGACAAUCUGCUAAUGAAAAUGUUGCACCACCAUUAUCACAGAUUGAUGAAAGGGAAUAA